Molecule: messenger RNA, 543 nt
Organism: Paraglomus brasilianum
Lineage: Eukaryota; Fungi; Glomeromycota; Glomeromycetes; Paraglomerales; Paraglomeraceae
Source: the annotation of a GenBank genome assembly
AUGAGACCACUUACGGAAGAAGAAUCCAAAACAUUUUUCGAGAAGUUAUCAAAGUAUAUUGGAAGGAACAUUGUUCACCUAGUCGAUAGACCAGAUGGAAAUUAUUGCUUCAGAUUACAUAAAGAAAGAGUGUAUUAUGUCAGUGAAUCUAUAAUGCGACGAGCAACAAGCGUUGGACGAGAUCUAUUAAUUUCGCUUGGAGUAUGUUUCGGCAAAUUCACAAAGACACGCAAGUUUAAAUUGCAUAUAACAGCGCUUGAUUAUUUGGCUCAGUAUGCCAAGCACAAAGUAUGGAUAAAACCCAACGGAGAAAUGUCUUUUCUAUAUGGCAAUCACGUUCUCAAGGCUCAUGUUGGUCGGAUAACGGAAAACACGCCCGAGCACCAAGGUGUCGUUAUUUACUCUAUGGCAGAUGUGCCAUUGGGAUUUGGCGUGACAGCACGGAAUACAAUAGACAUACGGAAACUUCAACCAACAGAUAUUGUUGUUUUUCAUCAGGCGGACGUUGGAGAGUAUUUGCGAGACGAGGAUUCGAUGUUUUAG